Vollenhovia emeryi is the source of this 981-nucleotide messenger RNA. RefSeq names its product protein lethal(2)essential for life-like. Bases 198 to 779 code for a protein of 193 amino acids. The transcript has a single exon. NCBI's taxonomy places the organism in Eukaryota, Metazoa, Arthropoda, Insecta, Hymenoptera, Formicidae. Gene Ontology annotation, biological process: response to heat; protein refolding. Gene Ontology annotation, molecular function: protein folding chaperone. The record is from RefSeq and is a predicted model, not a curated record.
GUGCGCGCGGUUGCCACGGCUAUAAAACACGCGACGCACGCCGCGGUUGGAUAGAAAGCGGUCGCGAGUGCGAAUCAGAUACAAAUCGCUAGAGGAACAGAGAGCGCGAGCCGGCUUGGAGACAAGUCUCGCUACAUCUGCCAGUUUCGUUCGAAAGAGUCCAACGUCUCUUUUCUUCAAUCUCUCCGGGAGCCAACAUGUCUGUGGUACCGCUGCUCUUCUCCGACUGGUGGGAGCAUCUGGAUCACCCGCACCAGGUCUUCGACCAGAACUUCGGCCUGGGCCUCCAUCAGGACCAGCUGACGCACCCGAGUUUCUUCACGCCGCAGCAGCGCAGCCGGCUCCCACUCUUGGCGCCUAUGAGCACCUACUACCGACCCUGGGGCGAACUGUUGCGCAGCAGGGGAGAGGGCGGCGUAUCCACCGUCAAGGCGGACAAGGAUAAGUUCCACGUUGUCCUGGACGUGCAGCAGUUCAAGCCGACGGAGAUCAAUGUCAAGGUCGUGGGCAAGUACGUCGUGGUCGAGGCCAAGCACGAGGAGAAGCAGGACGAGCACGGCUGGGUGUCCCGCAACUUCGUGCGCAGAUACAUGAUACCGGAACAGUGCGAUAUCGAUCAGGUCACGUCCAGCCUGUCGUCGGACGGCUUGCUGAGCAUCACCGCUCCCAGGAAGGACCAGGCGCAGAACGAGCGGUCGAUCAAGAUCGAGCACACCGGCAAGCCGAUGGUUCAGGAGAAGGCGCAGGAGAAGGCGCAGGAGAAGAAGGACAAGAAGUAGAAGACUUAUACGUGCAUACGUUAUAUUGCGUGCUUUUAUGAAAUGUUCCUUGUAUCGUACGUUCACGUAUUAUUCCUCACCUACCAAAUAUUAUUCUAUCUCUAUGUAGGAUUACACAGAAACAUUCGUGUAUCGCACUUUUUUCAUUUUUGUGAGAUAAUAGAGUUGAUCGAAUAAAUUAUUCGGUGAAUCUUAUAAUCAA